This is a messenger RNA of Ilyonectria robusta, 1881 nucleotides long. RefSeq lists its product as uncharacterized. The coding region runs from base 1 to 1881 and encodes 626 amino acids. The record is from RefSeq and is a predicted model, not a curated record. The transcript is spliced from 2 exons. NCBI's taxonomy places the organism in Eukaryota, Fungi, Ascomycota, Sordariomycetes, Hypocreales, Nectriaceae.
AUGGACCCAUCGCAAGAGGAUAACGCGACAGCCAUAUUCGACGUCACCCACCAAUGCCUCGAUUCUUUCGAUCGGGUGCAAGCCAAACACAGUGAAUCAAUUCCCACUCACUCAUUUUUUCUCGGCGAUGCAUCAGCUACUUCCGAGAGGCAACAUCAUUCCUCUUGUGACUCCUUGGGUAUUCUCAAUAGCUUCUGGAAUUGGGUUGACAGCACUGAUGCGCUGUCGUUGAAGGACUCAUCACUGGACGCAAGAUUGCGAGGUUCGGCAGGCGUGUCCACCAUGGUGAUUGAGUUGUUGGAAAUUAUUCUACGGAACCUGCAGUGUGUUGACCGCAAGCCGGAAGACCCGUCGAUCCUCUCCUUUGAUCCAACUCCGUCAGAUCCAAAAGCACGGCAGGCCUUCCUCUCGAAAUGGGAGAAUUCCCUCCGGGCUAUUCGCUCUACGCUAGAUCACCUACACUUCGUAGACGCAACGAUCAGGAAACUAUCCGCAACACGGCUCGAUCUCAUGGUCACAACCUUUCUCACCGACGAGGACAGAGCCUUUCGGAGCGACAGUGCUUCCUUGGUCCGCUACAGAUAUCCAGCUGCCCGCAAAGGACUAUGCCAACAACUGGGAGAUGCCAUAGCUGUUCGGCGCCAAAUACUUCUGCGGAAUAAACGCCACCUGGGUAGACUAGCCGUCAGACGUGUGCCCGAGAAUGUGCCUUCUACCAAACAGCGCCAAAGUCCACAUCUGGAGGUUUUACCUGGUAUAAUACAUCAGUUCAAAGACGGGUUAGCGCACCAUCCCACUGUGGUGGCAAGCAGCAUCGCGAAGGCUUCUCGCUCAGACCCCCAGGUCCCGGCCCUUGGGGGCUCGCAGCUUUCGAAACAAGUUCUCACGACAGCAACCAGCACUAUCACUGCCACGCUAGAGGAAUAUUUUGAGUACCCACUAGAAGCGACAAUGUGCGAAGGUGAAACACGGGUCCAAUGCCCUUUUUGCCUCAUACAUCUGGAACUCGGAGAAUCGAACGAAUUGAGACGCAUCAGCUGGAGACGUCACAUUGACGAGCAUCUCAAGCCUUACGGCUGCCUAUUCCCCGAGUGCUCUAAAUCCCUGGUGUUCUUCGUCCACCGUCACGAAUGGGAAGAUCAUAUGGAAUCUGCCCAUUCGAAAGAUUGGUUGCGUAAGGUCCACACUACGCUUUGGUUCUGUGAUGUCGACCACGCCUCCCCUGAAAUCUUCGAGAAUGAGUUGCAGUGGAGGAGACACAUGCAGAACCUCCGGAACCAUCCAAAUCGAGACCUGCCAACUCAACUUCAGCUUGACUGUCUGUCUACCAGGAGCAGAAAGCUCUUCUGGCGCGACAAGUUCGUCUGUCCCCUGUGCGAACAAAUCCCCAACGAGGUACGAGAUCUCCUGGAGAAUGGAGAAGGAAAGCCAACGGUCAUGUACAAUCUUGUCGUUCGCCAUGUCGCGAACCACCUACAAUCACUGUCCUUGCUUGCAGUGCCACCCGUUGAAAACAACCCUCAAGAAACCCCUGGCACAUUCGGAGAGUCGGUGCGAAUGAGCGACAGUUGUGUUUCCCAGCCACCAAGUGGAAGAGGGCGCGUUGAUGGAGCUUCUCUUCCUCCAGAGACCUGGUCGUUUCUAGAUAGGGAUCGCAUUGCCUCUCUCACAAUGCCCGGUCCGGGCUCGUCUCGGGAUAAGGAGUAUCUCGACUACACGCCCCCAGAGGAUCCUCCAGAGCCAUCAGAACAAGGUUGGGUUGACCGUUGGAACUUAUGGAAGAAUGAGAAUGAUGCUUUCUCUCAACACUGUUUUGAAGCGGAUCCAAUCCUCGCGCAUUUCAAUAAAACAGUUGGUCCCGUACAAGAUCUACGCAAGUAA